Solanum stenotomum is the source of this 1045-nucleotide messenger RNA. Its product is annotated as RING-H2 finger protein ATL54-like. The transcript has 2 exons. The record is from RefSeq and is a predicted model, not a curated record. Lineage: Eukaryota; Viridiplantae; Streptophyta; Magnoliopsida; Solanales; Solanaceae. Gene Ontology annotation, biological process: protein ubiquitination. Bases 1 to 570 code for a protein of 189 amino acids.
AUGAAUGUCCAACUUGCCAUGAGCCAGCUUAGAUUGGGCGGAACAAGGAGGAAAAUAAUGGCAGCUUCUGUAAAUCUGCAUUCAUUGAUAAUUCUACCACCACUACCACAAAAUUUCACAACUGAAGUUCCUCUUUCGCAGUCACCACAAAAAAAUACUGCCUCCAUCUUCUUGAUAAUUCUAUUUACAGGCUUAGGCAUUGCUGUCUACAUAUUUUGUUCCCUCGUCAUUCACAAAAACUCAAGAGCUUCUUCACAGCCGGAGCAGCAAGUAGUAGUAGAAAAAGAAGAAGAAGAAUUAAGUGAUAUUCGAACAGUGAGUCUUCAUCCAUCAGUCAUCAGCACCAUCACAAUCCGCAAGUAUAAAAGAGGUGAAGGGCUAAUUGAAGGAACAGAGUGCUCUGUUUGCUUGAGUGAGUUUCGAGAAGAUGAAACUUUUAAGAUUUUGCCCACGUGUAACCAUGCUUUUCACGUACCUUGCAUUGACACUUGGCUCAAAUCACACACCAAUUGUCCUAUGUGCCGUGCCAGCAUUGUCAUCACAAUACCCACUACUACAGCUUUCAGUUGAGUUAAACGAGUGAUCAUCUGAUCUAAAAGUUUAAAUUGUUGAAAACACAGACUUUUAUUUACUUUAUAACUAUAUGACUGUAUUAGAAAGUAUAUACGUAAUUUUAUAUACUUAAUUAUGACAUCAACACACCUCUUAGCUUAUACUUGGACUUAAUUCUUUUCCAUGAGCUAAAUAUUUGGUUGUUGUAUUUAUAAUGGACAACAAUGAGAUUCAAACUCAAGAUUUUUGUCUGCUAUUAGAAUAUACUAGUAAAUGUGACUAUCUUAUCUAAAAAGACGUUAUUAGAAAAAGUACACUUUUAUUUUCUUAGUUAUCUCUACAUUGCAGAAAUUAGCCCCGAGACUUGAAGAGGAAACUCGUUCAGGAAUUUUCAGAAAAUGCCAUGGAAUUAAGGCUUGAUAGUCGAAAUGAAGGUGAGUCAAGGGAUCUAAGUACUUUGAGCAUCAUUGUUAGUUCAAAAAUCAAAGGCAGA